AUGCCCCAGGCUGCUCAAGUCCCUGGCGAGCUGAGUCUUGCCACAGAGGCUCACGUGAAAUACAUCCAAAACUUGGACACCAAAAAGGACGAACUGGACUACUGGCUGACGGAGCACUUGCGCCUCAAUGGCGUUUACUGGGGCUUGACUGCCCUUCACCUCCUCGGACGUCCUGAUGGUCUUCCUCGCGGAGAAACCAUUGACUUCGUGCUGUCCUGCCAGCACGCUAUAAGUGCUGUGCAGCUUCUCGCCAUGGUCGAUGCCUUGGACGAGCUCGAAACUCGGGGGACGAGCAAAUCCAAGGUGGGUAAAUACAUUGCGGAUUUGCAAGAUCCUAAGACGGGCAGUUUCUUUGGCGAUGAAUGGGGCGAAGAAGACACCCGCUUCUUAUACGGCGCGUUAAACGCACUCUCCCUUCUUGGACUACUGUCUAUGGUCGAUGUGGACAAGGCGGUCACCCAUGUCGCUUCCUGCGCCAACUUUGACGGCGGCUACGGAGUGAGGCCCGGUGCCGAGUCGCAUUCUGGCCAGGUCUUCACAUGUCUUGCUGCGCUGAGCAUUGCCGGCCGGCUGGACACCGUCGAACAUGAGAAACUCGGCAGGUGGUUGAGCGAGCGGCAAACCCCCGGAGGCGGUCUCAACGGCCGUCCAGAGAAAAAAGAAGACGUCUGCUACAGUUGGUGGGUCUUGAGCAGUCUGGCCAUGAUCCAUCGUACACACUGGAUCGAUCGCGAUGCCCUCAUUAGCUUCAUCCUCAAGAGUCAGGAUCCCGAAAAUGGCGGCAUCUCGGAUCGACCGGGCGACAUGGUCGAUGUCUGGCACACUUGUUUUGGUCUGGCAGGACUGAGCCUCCUUGGCUAUCCGGGCAUGGAGGCAGUGGACCCUGUCUAUUGUAUGCCCAAGACGACCAUCGAUCGGCUGAUUAGCCGAUAG
Hirsutella rhossiliensis is the source of this 933-nucleotide messenger RNA. Its product is annotated as prenyltransferase and squalene oxidase repeat domain-containing protein. Gene Ontology annotation, cellular component: Rab-protein geranylgeranyltransferase complex. The record is from RefSeq and is a predicted model, not a curated record. NCBI's taxonomy places the organism in Eukaryota, Fungi, Ascomycota, Sordariomycetes, Hypocreales, Ophiocordycipitaceae. Bases 1 to 933 code for a protein of 310 amino acids. Gene Ontology annotation, molecular function: Rab geranylgeranyltransferase activity. The transcript has 3 exons. Gene Ontology annotation, biological process: protein geranylgeranylation.